Molecule: messenger RNA, 1098 nt
Organism: Kogia breviceps (pygmy sperm whale)
Lineage: Eukaryota; Metazoa; Chordata; Mammalia; Artiodactyla; Physeteridae
Gene: BST1
Product: bone marrow stromal cell antigen 1
Biological process (GO): positive regulation of B cell proliferation
Cellular component (GO): plasma membrane
Molecular function (GO): phosphorus-oxygen lyase activity; NAD+ nucleosidase activity
Source: RefSeq, a predicted model, not a curated record
AUGCAUUUUUAUCUCUUUGGAUUCCGCCCCCCUCAAAUCCUCUCAGGACUCGACUACCAAUCCUGCCCUACAUCCGAAGAUUGUGAAAACAAUCCUGUGGAUUCUUACUGGAAAAGUGCAUCCAUCCAGUAUGCAAAGGAUAGUUCUGGCAUGAUCUAUGUCAUACUGAAUGGUUCAGAGCCAACAGGAGCCUAUCCUGUAAAAGGGUUUUUUGCAGAUUUUGAAAUUCCCCACUUACAGAAGGAUAAAAUCACACGCAUUGAGAUCUGGGUUAUGCAUGAAAUCGGGGGAUCCAAUGUGGAAUCCUGUGGAGAAGGCAGUGUGAAAAUCCUGGAAGAGAGACUAGAGAAAAUGGGUUUCCAGUAUAGCUGUAUCAAUGACUACAAACCAGUGAAGAUCUUAAUGUGUGUGCAACACAGCACUCAUCCUGACUGUGCCUUAAAUUCCUCAGUGAAUGACAUCUCCAGCUUUCCUGCUGCUCAAGCCAAGAAUCCUUGGAGUUGUCUUUGACCUCUCUCUUUUUCCCUCUCUCUCUCUUUUUCUUUUCCUGCUGAGCUGCACGGCAUGUGGGAUCUUAGUUCCCUGACCAGGGAUCAAACCUGUGACCCCUGCAGUGGAAGUGCAGAGUCUUAACCACUGGACUGCCAAGAAAGUCCCUCUCUUCGUCUCUUUACUCCAUAAACAACUCUCAGUUCUGCCUUCAAAAUAUAUCCACAAUUCAGACAACAUCCGCUGAAGUCAACGUGGCUCAAGGCAGCAUCAUCUCCUGUCUGGAUUACGGCACCAAAGCCUCCCUCUGCUGGGACCCUGUUUCCCCCCAUAUCAUGUGGCUACUCCACCUUUGUCAGAUCCUUACUCAAAUGUCAUCUUCUCAGUGAGACUCUCCUUAGUCCUCAUUCCAGUGUUGCAAUCCUCCUUCCCACCUCCCUUGUCCUUAUCUCAUUCCCUGAUUAUUUUGUUUCCUAGCUCUCAUCGUUACCUCACGUGCCCUAUGGUUUACUUACAUAUUUUGUCCAUUAUAUUUCUGCCCCCUCCCAUUAGAAUAUAAGUUCCAUAAGGAUUGAAUUUUUUAAACUGCUGUAUACCCAGUACCUCAAA